This is a messenger RNA of Biomphalaria glabrata, 3798 nucleotides long. Its product is annotated as protein unc-93 homolog A-like. The record is from RefSeq and is a predicted model, not a curated record. Lineage: Eukaryota; Metazoa; Mollusca; Gastropoda; Planorbidae. Bases 445 to 1899 code for a protein of 484 amino acids. The transcript is spliced from 11 exons.
UUUUUUUCCCCGUGUUUUCUGAGCGUAAACAUGUUAUCUACCCUUAGGUCUAUAUAUCUUCCUCAAUGAUAUGCGGUAGGAAGCGUAGAUUUCGUCAUUUUUUUAAAUACAUAGAGUACAGAUCUAGUGCCGGAUAUACCACAGGACUUGAAGGGCACUAACUUUCUUGAUAACAUAGAAUUAAAGUGUUUUAACAUAAACGAAUUUUUCUCUAUCGUCGAUCACUCCGUUAUUCAUUUCAUAUUGUAUGCAUAAAAAGGCACUGUCUUCGGUUGUGUAUAUACUUUUUGGAACAUUAUAAAAGACUUACUAUAAACCAAGAGACAGACGAAGAACUAGUUGAAGAAGUGUUUGCGUUGGAGUUUUCCAAGAGAUUGGAAUCGAAUACAAGUAGCCAGGACAGAGUGGGACAUUGUCACGUCUGUGGACUACUUCCCAACCACAAUGACAGACAACAAAGGUUUUUCUGGGGAGGAAAAAAUUCCGAAAUUUGAUUUGGUAACAGUAACUACUCAGAAUUCAACACCGCAGGAGAAGUCACGUGACGGGGAGAUGAAAGACGGCAAGCCGUCUAUGACUGUGAAGGUCAUCUUGAAGAAUGUCUUCGUGGUAAGUUUGGCCUUCACCUUCCUCUUCACGGCCUUCAACUCCAUGGCCAACCUCCAGACAAGUCUCAACAAGGAAGAUGGGGUUGGUGCUUGGAGUAUGUCCACCAUCUAUGUCAGCCUGAUCGUGUCCUGCAUGUUUCUCCCAAACUUCAUCAUCUCCAGACUGGGCUGCAAGUGGACAAUCCCAAUCUCAAUGAUUGGUUACAUUCUCUUCAUGGGAGCCAACUUUUAUGCCGUUAAAGGGACCAUGAUACCCGCAUCAAUUAUACUAGGCAUGGGUGCCGCACCUCUCUGGUCUGCCAAAUGUACUUACCUGACUCAGAUAGGUGUUUGGUAUUCUAAACUGACCAAUCAGGAUCAAGAUGGGGUGAUCAAUACGUUCUUUGGUUUCUUCUUUUUAUUUUUCCAAACAUCUCAGAUCUGGGGCAACCUAAUCUCGUCACUAGUAUUCACCCCAGAUCAAAACAAGACAGACUCUGGGCAAUGUGGGGCAGCUUUCUGUCCUAGUGAUGCCAAGGGCAAUGGUUCUGACAAUUUCUCCCAGACAAGUGAUAAGGUGUACACAGUGUGUGGUAUCUACAUUGCCUCGGCGGUCAUAGCCGUCAUCAUAGCCUCACUGUUCCUGGAUCAGAUAACGCUGGACAAGGAGACCAAGGCGGAGGACAGGAAGCUGAGCCCCCAGCUCCUGGUGUCGACUUUCCGCCAUUUGUUCUCCUCUCCUAUUCAGGUCAUGCUGAUACCUUUGACUAUUUACAGCGGCGUGGAGCAGGCGUUCAUUGGUGGGGACUUUACCAAGGCCUUUAUCAGCUGCUCUCUCGGUAUUUGGAACCUUGGCUACGUCAUGAUAUGUUACGGUGUUGCUGAUGCAUUGUGCUCCUUUUUAUUUGGGAAACUUGUGACGUACAUUGGUCAUAUCCCAUUCUUCGUUUUAGCCUUCGGGACACACGGCGGCUUGCAAAUAGCUUUUCUCAAGUGGUCUCCACAGUCUGAUCAAGAGAUCAUCUUCUACGUCUGCGCUGCAUUGUGGGGAAUGGGAGAUGCAGUCAUACAGACGCAGGUCAAUGCUCUGUACGGUCACCUCUUCUCGGACAAGGCCGAGGCGGCCUUCGCCAACUACCGGUUGUGGGAGUCGUUAGGCUUUGCCGUGACCUUCGCCUACAAUGACUACCUCUGCACGGACACUAAACUGUACGUCUGCUUGGGUGUCCUUGGCACUGCUGUCAUUUGUUACACCAUCGUAGAGGUCAUGGCCUGGAGGAAGAAAAAGUACAGCGCCGACAUAACGAACUAAUUUAUAUUUUUGUUUUCUGCUCUCAUUGUUUAUGUAAAUAUCUUGUACAGCAGUAGAAAUUGUGUCCAAAAUAAUGUUGCAUUCUGUUUAUGUGGGGAUGUGGGUGAAGUACUUUUUAGUUUUUAAAAGUGGAGAUUAUGACCUGUAUAUUUAACAUUUUGGAAUGCAUGUUGUUGUUUUUUUAGUUUGAAGAGUAUAAAUGUUUGAGCUUAGAGAGUAAUCAUUUUAAGCAUGGUGAUUUUGGCUGGUUGUGUGGUAUGCGCUCUAGACUGUCGUUCGAUGGUCUUAAUGGUCCCUGGUUCAAACCCUGCCCGCAAUCCCCCGCCGUCCUGCGUGAGGCUUGGACUAGGUUCUAAUGAUCUUUAAGUGUGGAACAUCUGAAACAUGUAAAACAUUUUGCAAAACAAAUAAACAUUCAACAUUUUUAGUUUCGAGAGUAUGCCUCUUUAAGUUAGGAUGAUUGAUUCAUUCCAGAUUGUUUUUAUGUUUUUAAUUAUCAUUAUCUGUCCGUUGACUUUUGUUGUAGGGCAGGGGUUCUCAACCUGUGGGUCGCGACCCAUUCGGGGGGUCGAUUGAGGAUUUGCCAGGGGUCUCUUAAGACCAUCAAAUUAUGGAUUGUUAUUUUCUACUCUUCUGUAUGUGCGUUUGUGUUUGGGGGGGGGGUCGCGGCAGAGUGGGGGAUUGUAAAAAGGGGUCGCCGAGCUUAAAAGGUUGAGAACCGCUGUUGUAGGGGAUGCGGUGACACUAAAUCCCUCGACUUUUCCUGGUCCAUAAAUCUAUAAAUCAACAACGACUAAUUAGCCCUGAAUGCAAUGUAGACCUUUCUCACCAGCGACGCAGACGCCAGCGUUGAAGGUAGGGCUAACAAUGAGAAUGCACUCAGCAUGUAGUUUCUAUUCCAAACGACGGUUUAAUGAAGUACUUGGAAUCAGAAUAGAAGACGCUGCGGGGUAAAUUCUUAAUAGGAAAAAGUUUAACGGUGCAUUCAAGUCAGCGGUUUGUUGCAGGUGGGAAGUCGUUUCUCACAAAAAUUGACUUUCUAUUCUCAACAAAUUGAUAAUUAAGACAGUUUAAAGAAAUGAGAGUUUUGAAAAAUAAACAUUUAAUGUUGAGUGCUUCAAAUAAACAAAAAUAAAUAAGGUCAAGCUAUUUGCCGGACUGUUGUGUAAGUAGUCUGAAGUUACUUGUGAAAAUUCGAUGUACUUUUAGAAAGCUAAUAUCAACUUACUCUGUCCGGUAAAAAGUUUGCACACUUUUUUUCUUCGACACCCAAUCUCAGAUCAAGCUGAAACUUUGCACAAUUAUUUCUUUUACCUGACAACACAAGAAUCAAUUUAGAAAAAUUAACCAAUUAGCUAGUUAAUUAUUGGUAAUUAUUUAUUUUGUUUGGUAUUUCGAACUUGGGGAAAGAAGUGUACUUGAUUGAAGUGGUGGUAUAAGCUGACUUAGUCCCCUUUAUAGGCCACCGCUUUAAAGUAAGUUUGAAACAGACAAUACAUAACUAUACACUCUUCUAUAUUCAUAAGCACCUCACUAGCAGAGUGGUUAGUAUACUGGCUUGAGGCGUGAUCCACGAGUUUAAAUUCAGGUCGCCCCCCCCCCCCACACUUAUUUUUUGUGUGAAUGCUUUUAAAAAACAAUGACGAUAAAAUUCACCCAAAUUUCCCUGUCUUUCUCCCCCCCCCCCCCCCCCCCCCAUUUUCCCAACUGAUCCAGAUAAGUGAUAGGAUCACAGCGUAUUGAGAAAGCUAAAAGCAUACAAUUGCUCUUAACAAAAACAACUGGUAAAAAAAAAAAAAAUUCUGAUCGCACAGAUUUAUUGCUCUGGUCUAGAACUAUUACACAUUUAAUUAUAUGGCUGAUCUAAACUAAUUUUAGACUUCGUGUAAGCAUUUUUUU